GUAAGGAAAGCAUGAAAUAGCCAUCAAGCCGUUAAACUUUAGACUCUGCUGGUCCGAAGUGGGUCGCGGCUGUAUCAAGUGGAAUUGGGCGGAAUAUUACAAUGAAUGGGCGACUAGAUCUCACUUUGGAUUCUAUUCUUGACAACUACUUAAGUACUAGCUAGUAGUUGUCGUACUUUGGACUAUUGUUACUCUCCCCUAGCCAGACCCAAGGUUCCAUUAGACUAUUGCGGUAAUUCAGGUGUCGUUACCUACUGGUAACUGGUAACCACUGCGGCAACCUCACUGUUGCUCCACUGUACAGUACUAAUCCCCCAUGGAUGGCUGGGUUGAUUACAUUCAUUUCUCAUUCUUUGGUGAACAUAUCCUCUUUAGUUCUCUGCGCCUGCACACCUUCUGGGAAUUCUUCCUUGGUAUCCUUCUGACUUCUGUCAUAUGUUUGUUUGAGAGACUGUUGUCGUUUGCUAUCAGCAAGCACUGGCGACCUCGUUUCAUCGGUCGUUCGCGACUAGCAAAGGCGGUAUGGAGAGCAACGUUGUACGGAAUUGCAACGACACUUAGACUGAUUUACAUGCUUAUCGCCAUGUCAUACCAAGUAGGUCUCAUCCUUGCCGUUGUCCUCAUGUUGUCAGUUGGACAAUUCUUCUUCGAGUAUUUUGACGCUGCUCCAGCAAAGUCAGCCACCUAUGAUAGAACUGGAGAUCCUCUCCUAGACUCGGAGAGCGAAGACGACUCGUACCAUAUGCCUGCGCGAACAUGGCAGCCCAAAACGCGCCCACGAGCGAAGUCGAAACCUGAGGCUAUCGUCAUUCACCCCGGGAACUCUAACCUCGCGCGCGCCGAUGCUGUGGCGCAGGAGCUUGGCAUUACUGGUGAAACUGAGCGAGUGAAACUCAAUCGGUAUCCUGUUGACCAGGAUGCUUGGGAGCUUGGGAAGGGUAGAGACAUAGCACGACAAUUACUUGGAGGCACAGUACGUCGUCCCCAGUCUCCGCAAGAUCAUUAGAUGCCUCUGAUUUCCGAAGGUGCUUGAGCCGAGUCUUUAAAAACUUGUUGUAGCACCUCAGAUUGUUGUAGUAAAUU
Suillus paluster is the source of this 1083-nucleotide messenger RNA. RefSeq lists its product as uncharacterized. Bases 317 to 1006 code for a protein of 229 amino acids. The record is from RefSeq and is a predicted model, not a curated record. Gene Ontology annotation, cellular component: membrane. NCBI's taxonomy places the organism in Eukaryota, Fungi, Basidiomycota, Agaricomycetes, Boletales, Suillaceae. The transcript has 6 exons. Gene Ontology annotation, biological process: copper ion transmembrane transport. Gene Ontology annotation, molecular function: copper ion transmembrane transporter activity.